Uranotaenia lowii is the source of this 822-nucleotide messenger RNA. RefSeq lists its product as uncharacterized. The record is from RefSeq and is a predicted model, not a curated record. The coding region runs from base 246 to 665 and encodes 139 amino acids. The transcript is spliced from 3 exons. NCBI's taxonomy places the organism in Eukaryota, Metazoa, Arthropoda, Insecta, Diptera, Culicidae.
CGAAUAGUUCAGUGGAAAAGGGGAAUGAAACCGCCCAAACAGUGGCACUAUGUGCCCUGGCUGCAAUAGCAGCGGGGUAUUUAAUAGUUUAAAUUGGUGCAAAACAAAAUGGUUAAAAAAAAUUAUGUUUUUUCUCCGCCAUAUUGGAAGCUACCGUGGUGUUUACCGAACGCGUUUCGAAUUAAAUUUGUUCGUCCGAAUAAAACAAGGCUAGAGAGAUUCUAAAGCACUCCAAUUGAACGACUAUGCGGCAGUCCGGAUUCAGUUCCAGUGAAACAACAGCACCGAACGCGGAACUACUUACUUCCGGAACGAGUGCACAAAUAGUGCUUAAAGAACUGGCCAUCCCGACCAAUAUCCAUAACAUUUGGAUGGAGCUGAGAUGGGUAGGCAGCCCAAAAAGCUUCACCCACCUGAGUGGAAUUGCGGUCAACAUAAGAGUCUGUGCUACAGCUGCCUGCCUCAUCAGGAACCUCUCAGAUGCAUUUAGCACAAAGCAGCAGGAAUCGCAUGUCGAAAUGCCGAUUUCGGGAAAACUCCCGUGUUAUGUUAUUCUCAAGAAAGAAAUCCGUCCCCAUGCAGAGCGUCUCGCGACAACUGAUCCGCAGCUUGAUAUGUCCCGGAAUCCAUUGAAUUGUGGUUCGAUUACGCUGAGCCAGCUGUAGGAUCUCUUUGGAAACGGAAUUGCGCACCCGAGUAUUUUUACUCUUGUUCAGGAACAAACAUUUUUCUCAGUCACCUACCUAUGUGACUUUAUAUCAUAAAGCAAGCAGAACACCUUGAAAAUUGAUGAAUAAAUAAAAAGGUGUUAAAAACAGAAAA